UGGAGUUCAGAGUCUUUUGUGUGAUCUGCUUUUGUACACCACUGUGUGAUUCCCGUUUGGUGGUUGUGUGUCUAUUGAGUUUGUUGUGUAUAGUAAAAAGUAUGAGUAUUUAGAAUAGUUAAAUUUUGAUGCCACAAUGUUAAUCCUUCUCGGACUGUCACUAUGGGUGACGAGUGUGGUGGCUCCUAUACCCAACUGGAGCCCCACCUGCCUCCAACAUUCCAUCGUCCCCAACGCUUGCGUCUACGGUAACCUCACUCUGAAUCUGGCCAAGCAGAUUCUGACUCCCCGAGAGUGCAACAGUCGCGUGAGCAUCACAGAGUUCUUACACACUCCCGUGGUACAGAUCGACACCAAUAACAAGACUGAAGCGUUCACUGUUGUCAUGAUAGACCUGGGACCUGAAGGUAGAGGACCUAACUAUCUACAGUGGAUGGUGACCAAUGUAACGGAGUCUUCUUUGAGAAACUUUUACAAGAUUCCUAAACAAGAUGUGAUAGAGGACUACAAGCAACCCCUGCUGAUGAAAUAUGUGAGUCAUAAAACGCUGAUCCAGAUUUUGGUUUUCCGACACCAUAACGUACUUCGAAUAAACUUUGGCGAGCUUUGGGUCAAACAAGUUCAGAACUUUUCACUCAGUACCCUGUUCAGCAACGUGAACCCCAACUUGAGACUGUGUGGGCCCGUAGCAGGCGCCCAGUUUUGGCUGUUUGACUCCACCUAUACGCCAAGUGCACCCCCUCUGCCAGGAGUGCAACCUCAGCCAUCACAACCAGGGUUACAACCAGUUUACGUCCCGGUUGUUCCCGUUGUUCCUGUCGUUCCGGUGGGACAAGUACCGGCCGGAGCACCCGCACCAGCAGCCCCCACCCACAAGACCUUCCACAAGCCAAGCUCGGCAACCAAGUCACAGCCGCUUCAAAUGCUCUUCAUCCCGAUAAUAAUAUUUACUGUGACAUGGUUGUGAACUAGUUUAGUUUUGUCUGGUUUUUGUUUCAAACAAUAUGGACGUAAAAAGUUAUUUUUGUCUGAUACACAAUAAAAGCAAACUACUAUAAAUUGUUUGGAUUUAAAAAUUGUUUGUGUCAUCAGCAUCAUGAAAAAUAACCUCAAAUUUAUAUACAAAACCAAGUUUCACCAAUUCUAAAACUAAAUAGUUGAAACUGUAUUUGUAUGUGUAGAUUGAGAUUCCAUAUUUUAUGAAAUUAUCUGAUCAUAUUUACCAUAUCAUAAUGUAGCUAGCUUAUUUAAUGUAUCAUUAAAAUUGAAAAAGGUUAAUUCAUUAUUCAAUAUUGUUAACUGUCAACAAUGUACCUAUAUUUUGUAUUA
Molecule: messenger RNA, 1329 nt
Organism: Macrosteles quadrilineatus (aster leafhopper)
Lineage: Eukaryota; Metazoa; Arthropoda; Insecta; Hemiptera; Cicadellidae
Exons: 7
Coding region: 137-967 (276 amino acids)
Source: RefSeq, a predicted model, not a curated record